CAGGCCGGCAGGCCGGUUUCCCCAGGGUGUGCGGGUCCCGCACCGCGGGAGCGCCCCGAGUGGGGCCGGCGCCUGAGGGCCGGACGGGGCUUGGACCCGCCGCCGCUCCCGCCUCCCGGGGCACCCCGAGUGUGGUGGCGGAGAGCUGCCGGGUCUUGCGAAGUUAACCAGCGGCGGCACCGAGCUCCGGGUUGGGGACGCAGAGACCCGAUCCGGCUCCGGCAGCGGGGCCUUCGCCCUCGUAUAGCCCCCUCGGCCUGGAAACCCCACCCGGGCUCCGGCUCGGGCCCUGCCGCCCUGCGCUUCCGGCUCUCGGCUCCCGAGUGCCUGGUCUCCUCGUCGCUGAGCGCGGAGCCCAGCUCAGCCCUUCACCCUGUGAGCCCCGGGGCCCGUCCCUCAUGUGGUGUAUCUACACUUGCCUCUCCCACUGGACUGACACUUCCUGAAGGCGUGGACGACCGUGCCUCGGUGCCUGGCACAGAGUGGACACUGUGAAGUUAAGUGAACAUUGUGACAUAUACUGAGACACCGAGACAUAUAGCCUGUGGAGGUCCAGGAGUGUACCCUGCAAGUGUACCUCACACUGCUCUCUGGCACAUAGUAGGCCCAGAACACUGGCUUAACUGAAUUGGCCUGUGUAGCAUCGUGGAGUCAUGUGGAGCUAGGGCAGGACUACAGGCUGAUUUGCUUGGACCCGGGGCACUUGUCACUGGAGUUGGGGUGGAGGGUGGGAAUGUGCCACCUGAAAAGCAGGGUGGCCAAAGAGGAAGACAGGUCCCUGCGAGGCAAGCCAGGGAUGGGGGAUGUGGGCUGUGGACCCUGGGGGAGUUCUCUGUUGAUGGCCCCACUGAACAACCCUCCCCAAGUCCGUCUCUCUGGCGUUUGACCGGUGGGUAGGUCAUCCUACCAAACAGAAGGGCCUCGGCCCCGGGAGCCAUCUCUGGGGCAUAAAGUUCCAUUCCGGCUCUUGUUCCCUUCAGCAGCCCCCUUCACAUACAUCUGCCUAAGCUUUCUUUUGUGUUUUUCUUGUUCUCUUUUCUCAUAUUUCCCUUUUCUUACAUUGAUUGAUUGAUUGUGCCAUUCAUCUUCCCCCAUCACGUUCUCAGUAUAGAUUUUUAGCAUUUAGAGCAGGAAGAAACUUUAGAGAUUAGCCCAGUGGGGGACCCCUUCAUUUUUACAGAUGAAAAAACUGAAGCCUGCAUAUCAAUCCAGAAACUAAGAAUCGAGCGCCUCCUGUGUCCAGGGCCUUGUCUAGGUACGAGAGGUACACUGAGCAGUGAGACAGAUGUCCGUGAUUUCACCAAAGAAGAGUGUGCUCCUUGUCACCGAGUGACUUCACUGCAAACAUGGGGGGAGAGGGAGCGCCGAGCUUCUGUGUCACAGCAGGGCGCCUGGUGUUCCUUGCACUGGUCCUCAAGCCCUGCUUGUCUGUGGGCCACCUGCACACUCAGGCCUAGCAGUAGACUGCAGAGGCAGCCGAUUGAUCCAGGGAAGGCCUUCGAUCUGUCACAUACAUCCUGGAGUGGGAGUUAACCUGUGGGCUGUCGAGUCAGAUUUCCUGGGUUUAAAUUACAACUUUACUCCAUAUUGAUUACCUGUUACUUAUUGACCCUGUGACCAUCCUCUCUGUACCUGGUCAGGUUAUCUAUCGCUGGGCAGCAAUUUACCCUAAACUUAGUGAUUUAAAACUAUUUCAUUUUAUCUCACGUUUGUAUGGGUCCAAAAUUCAGGCAGGGCUGUGCUGGGCAGUUCUUCAGCUCCCUGCGAUGUCAGCUAAGACUGGUGUCAGCUUGUGGUGGGGCCGGUCUGGGGGUUUACCGUGGCUUUGCUGCCGUAGCUGGUGCCUGGGAAGGAUGGCCGAUCGGCUGGCCUAGCAGAGCCCUUCUCCCACUUCGUCUGUUCUCUCCAUGGGCAUCUUACAGCCGCACCACCGCCCAGGCCGCGAAAUGGGCCGGGGUCUGCGGGUCUCACUCUCACCUGUUCUGUUGACUGUGGCAGAGGCUGCGCAGAUUCGAGGGGAGGGGGCAGACCCUCUUCCCCUUGGGGGGAGCAUCAGAGAAGUUGUGGCCCUCUGUGGUCUGCCAGGUGCCUCACUGUCAUCUCAUUGUCCUCAUCUAGGACCUGAGGGUAAUGUAGUAGCUGUCUUACCAUUGUUCUGAUAAUUAAGUGAGUUAAUGUGUAAAAGGCUUAGAAUAGUGUCUGGUAGCAUAUGGGAAACAUUUGAUGCAUAUUUGUUAUUUUUACUUAUAUUAGUUAUAUACCUUAUUACUUCCACUUGUUAUGCAUAGGACACAUAAGAAACAUAAAUUACCGAUGCUUUUUCUAGAGUUUUUUUCCUAUAAGGGACUUACAGGAUUAACAUCAUGAAGCAAUGAGAGGAUUACACUAAAAAAUACAGAUUAGUCAUACUUUUUAUUGUCAAAGUAAAUUUUGGGAUGAUUUGUAAUUUUGCAUGUCAUCAUAAUUCUAAGAGUCAUCCCAAACAAUUUUCCCUUUAUCGCUCUUGUAUAGCUAGAAAAUGUUUCAUGCAGAUACAGAAUAUUUGCUGCAUUUUGCCCCUAAGUCUGUGGAGGAAGGUUUUGUUUGCGUUUUCCGACAUUCUUUUUCUCAUGGGUGAUAGCAGAAUCUAACACAUAGACUACAGGGUUUAGGAGCCAGGACUUAUUUAAAUCCUGGCUUUCUUUAAAAGAUGUUAUUUAUUUACUUUUAGAGAAAGGGAAAAGGUAGGAAAGAGAGAGAGAGAGAAAAAAACAUUGAUGUGUGAAAGACACUUUGACUGGUUGUCCCCGCAUACCUUUACUGGGGACCUGGCCCGCCACCCAGGCAUCAGACUGGUGACCCUCCAGCUCACAGGUUGGCCCUCAAUCCACUAAGUCACACCAGGCAGGAAACUCCCCAAUUCUUAAUUUCCUUGCAAAGUGGUAAUAUUGAGAUUCUUACAGCAUUAUAGCAUAGGUAAUAUGCUUAGCACAGUGCCCAGCCUAUACUAUGUAGUUGGUAAAUGAUAACCAGUAAUAAUAAACCAAAAACCCUUUCCUUUCCAGGUAGCCAGUGAAGUGGUGUAGGUAAUCAUACUCCGUCAUCUGGCUGUGUGGGGCCUCUGAGGAUUCAGCACUGCGGACAACCCCCCCCCCCCUUUCGGGUGAUUCCGUGAACUCCCAGUGCUGCGGCAUCUCUCUAUGGACGACACCACCGCUGAAUCCCACCCUGACCUCGAACCAGGAGGUCAUGCCAUCACCCAGACCCCACACCCCAGAAACUAAGCUUCCCAUAGAGAAAUGGGGGGAUCAGAAAAGGUCUCCUGUGCCCCGAGCAUGGACCCCGUUGCUGCCCACGGCUGCCACCUGCUGCAGCAGCUGCACGAGCAGCGCAUCCAGGGCCUGCUCUGCGACUGCACGCUGGUGGUGAGGGGCGUCUGCUUCAAAGCGCACAAGAACGUCCUGGCGGCCUUCAGCCAGUGCUUCAGGAGCCUCUUCCAGAAUUCCUCAGGCCAGAAGAAUGAUGUUUUCCACUUGGACAUUAAAAGUGUAAGUGGCAUCGGGCAGAUCCUGGACUUCAUGUACACGUCUCAUCUGGAUCUCAACCAGGACAACGUACAGGUGAUGCUGGACAUAGCGCAGUGUCUGCAAGUCCAGAACGUUCUGAAUCUGUGCCACACGUUUUUGAAGUCGGCCACUAUGGAACAGCCCCCUGGCACCCCUGGUGACAGUGCCUUCUCCCCGCAGAGCACUCUGACUUCUGACACUAACUGUGUCGUCAGUGAGAACUACUCCCCUCCCUUACUGCAGGGGUGUGCGGCAGACGCCCAGCACGGCGAGGUCUUGGACGGGCCGCACUCUCGGGGUCCAGCGUCAGUUCACCUUCACCGCCCUGCAGGUGCAGCCUCAAAACAAGCCCCUGAACCUUUGGAUAGCAGCUGCACAGAACUGCCAUUCAAACAGCCAAGUUACUACUACAAACUCAGAAACUUGUACAGUAAGCAGUACUAUAAACAAGCCACUUGUCCCAGUCACGAGAGACUAAUAGAGCAGCCUUUCAGUGUCAGCCCGUCCACAGACCUGGCAGCCGUGGAAAACCAGCCUUCUGCAGUGACUCAUUCCGAAUGCGCGCUGCCGUCCACCGAGCACUUGCCUUCCACCUUCCUGGCCCAGCCUCCGGGUGACCCUGCCCUGGACCCUGAGGCAGACGACACGUUCCAGCAACCCACCAAACAGAUGAGGCUCAAAAAGGCCAUUCACCUUAAGAAGCUCAAUUUCCUGAAGUCACAGAAAUCUGCAGAGCAGACUUCUGCACCCGAGUUGGAGGAGGGUAUCACAAAGAGGAUCGAUUCUGCUAGUGAAAGCGCUGUAGAGAAAGCGAGCAGUCCGAGUGCUGAAGACAGAGACAGCGAGGAACUGGUCAGUUCUGAGAAUUUUAAUUGCGUUAAGGAAACGGAGAGGCCUGAAGAGCUUGUGGCGCCAGAAGACCAGUCCCAGAUGCUCCAGUCCCAGAGGCAGUACUCGUGCGAAUUGUGUGGAAAACCUUUUAAACACCCGAGCAAUCUGGAGCUUCACAAACGGUCUCAUACAGGUGAGAAACCUUUUGAAUGUAACAUUUGUGGGAAACAUUUCUCUCAGGCAGGUAACUUGCAGACUCACUUACGACGGCAUUCUGGGGAAAAACCGUACAUCUGCGAAGUCUGUGGCAAGAGGUUCGCAGCCUCUGGGGACGUGCAGCGUCACAUCGUCAUCCACUCGGGGGAGAAGCCGCACCUGUGUGACAUCUGCGGCCGAGGGUUCAGCAACUUCAGCAACCUGAAGGAGCACAAGAAGACGCACACGGCCGAGAAGGUGUUCACCUGCGACGAGUGCGGGAAGUCCUUCAACAUGCAGAGGAAGCUGGUGAAGCACCGGGUCCGGCACACCGGGGAGCGGCCGUACAGCUGUGCGGCCUGCGGGAAGUGUUUUGGGGGGUCCGGGGACCUCCGCAGGCACGUCCGCACUCACACCGGGGAGAAGCCAUACACAUGUGAGAUCUGCGACAAGUGCUUCACCCGCUCGGCAGUGCUGCGGCGGCACCGGCGGAUGCACUGUCGGCCCGAUGACGAGGGCCCGGACGCUCUGCAGGAGCUCGCCCACGCCUUGGAGACCUCGGACCUGGACAAGGCCCAGCUCUCUGACUCCUUUCCCCAAGACGUGUCUGUGCCUGUGGUGCCCGCAUCUGCUAAGCCUCCUGGCCACCCAGUGGAAGAGUCGGUGACAGAGUUGGACGGCCACCCUUCCGGCUCCUACUGUAAGUUCCGGUCCUUGACUCAGCCUCACGGAGUCAGUGACCAGGAGAAGCUCGGUUUGGAUCCUGGCAAACUCACCAAGGCCCCGGGGCAGCACGUGCAGCAUCAGGCCUUCGCUUACUCGGCCGUGGACGCCUCCACCAGUGAUGGGCCACUGCCAGCCGAUGGCAUGGUCACAAUCCGCUCCUCUCUGGCCACUUUGGACAAUCACUGCGGCGAGCCUCUGGGUGGCCGGGUGUCAGCCACAGCCUACAGAGACUCGGAAGGCCAGUUCUUCUCCAGCAUGACUCUGUGGGGGCUGGCGAUGAAGACGCUGCGGAACGAAAAUGAGCUGGACCAGUGAUGCUGGUGCUGGCGCUUCUCAGCAUCAGGGGCUCCUCCUGAGUCCAGCAGGCCCUCCUCCAGGAGAGAGCCUUCUCUAUUCAGCCCAGGCACAGCGGGACCAUUUCCCUCCUGAUGCGGCUGUAGCUGGAAGCCUUGUGAGCUCGGCUUGGGAGGGAAGGCCGCCGGCUCACAGGGAAGCGGACUGUAGCGUGGGAGCAGGCGCCGUGGUAGUGGGCACCACAGGAGCCAGAGGCUGGGGAAGCCACUCUGACCAGCCCGUGGCCAGCCGAUGGGGUAUAGACAGCACUAGCUACUGUGCAGUGUGGUCAUGCUAAAGGGAAAAUAUAUAUAAUAAUACAAAUAUUUCUCCAUUUUUACAUGAUUGAAAUUGGUUGCAUUUUGUAUUUUUAUUUACACAGAUUUUAUUUGUAUAUGAAACUCAUACUAUAAUUUAAUUUGAAUAAAUGAAACUUGCCUUCCUAUACAGUGUGU
Messenger RNA from Artibeus jamaicensis (Jamaican fruit-eating bat), 6085 nucleotides. RefSeq names its product zinc finger and BTB domain containing 49 (gene ZBTB49). Lineage: Eukaryota; Metazoa; Chordata; Mammalia; Chiroptera; Phyllostomidae. The record is from RefSeq and is a predicted model, not a curated record. The transcript has 9 exons. The coding region runs from base 3279 to 5612 and encodes 777 amino acids. Gene Ontology annotation, molecular function: protein binding; DNA-binding transcription factor activity, RNA polymerase II-specific; RNA polymerase II cis-regulatory region sequence-specific DNA binding. Gene Ontology annotation, cellular component: nucleus. Gene Ontology annotation, biological process: regulation of transcription by RNA polymerase II.